Hyla sarda is the source of this 910-nucleotide messenger RNA. It is a transcript of the gene CHAC2, whose product is annotated as ChaC glutathione specific gamma-glutamylcyclotransferase 2. The transcript has 4 exons. Gene Ontology annotation, molecular function: gamma-glutamylcyclotransferase activity; glutathione specific gamma-glutamylcyclotransferase activity. The coding region runs from base 208 to 762 and encodes 184 amino acids. Gene Ontology annotation, cellular component: cytoplasm. Gene Ontology annotation, biological process: glutathione catabolic process. NCBI's taxonomy places the organism in Eukaryota, Metazoa, Chordata, Amphibia, Anura, Hylidae. The record is from RefSeq and is a predicted model, not a curated record.
GCCCCGACAUCAGUAUCAAACUCUUUUCCGCUGCUCGUCCUUACUAUACCUCAUAACACUCGAACGCAAGCUUUGCGAACGAGCGUCAUUGGACGGCCAGAACAAGGGAGCGGGGUUUGAUGACAGCUAGAAGCGUUUGACCCCGCCCACAUUGGCCGCUGCCGGCCGGCUAAUAGAAAGGAGCGAUCUCGGUGUGUGCGGUUGAUCAUGUGGGUGUUCGGUUACGGCUCCCUCAUCUGGAAGGUGGACUUCCCGUACGAGGAGAAGCUGGUGGGCUACAUCACGUGUUACAGCAGGAGGUUCUGGCAGGGCAGCACCGACCACCGGGGGGUCCCGGGCAAGCCUGGAAGAGUUGUCACUCUUGUUGAAGAUCCGGAGGGCUGUGUAUGGGGUGUUGCAUACAGACUCCCAGAAGGAAAGGAGGAAGAAGUAAAGGCCUACCUUGACUUUAGAGAGAAAGGAGGCUACCGGACUACGACUGUUGUCUUUUACCCAAAGGAUCCUUCAAUAAAACCAUUCAAUGUGCUUCUGUAUAUCGGAACCUGUGAUAACCCCAAUUACCUCGGACCUGCUCCCUUAGAAGACAUCGCUGAACAGAUUUUUAAUGCUGUCGGGCCUAGUGGGAAAAAUACCGAAUACCUGUUCGAACUUGCAGAUUCACUCAGGAGCCUCGUACCAGAAGACGCAGACGAGCACCUUUUUUCCUUAGAAAAGUUAGUGAGGGAACUUUUGGAGAGACACCAAAAUGUAAAUUGUAUAUAAAUUGUUUCCCCUUCAUACCUAGGAAUGGAGACAAGUACAACAAUGUGUCCUGCUUUUAUUUAUGCAUUGCUAAGUAUUUAUUGGGAUAUUUCUAUUUUAUAUGAAAUUGUUUUAGUGCUUUUUUUUUUCCUUAAUGAACAUAAAACCC